Spea bombifrons (plains spadefoot toad) is the source of this 1766-nucleotide messenger RNA. Its product is annotated as zinc finger protein OZF-like. Lineage: Eukaryota; Metazoa; Chordata; Amphibia; Anura; Pelobatidae. The transcript is spliced from 4 exons. Bases 31 to 1749 code for a protein of 572 amino acids. Gene Ontology annotation, molecular function: DNA-binding transcription repressor activity, RNA polymerase II-specific. Gene Ontology annotation, biological process: negative regulation of transcription by RNA polymerase II. The record is from RefSeq and is a predicted model, not a curated record.
GUGACUCCCUGACUCUGUGACUCCGUGACUAUGAGCAACCCGGAGAAGGAGAGGACCGAAAAUGUCUUGGCUCUGACCUUGGAGAUCGUCUACCUGCUGACUGGAGAAAACUAUAUCGUUGUGAAGCGACAGAGCGUGUACACGGCAGACAGCGGUAGUCCAUGCGCGGCGGGGGUCUGCAGGACCCAGAACCAAAGCAAGGCGGCUCCGUCUCACUUGAGAAACAUUGACCAGAAGGUCCUGGAUCUGACCAACAGGAUCCUUCAGCUGCUGACUGGAGAGGUUCCUGUAAGGUGUGAUGAUGUCACCGUCCAUUUCUCUAUGGAGGAGUGGGAAUAUUUAGAGGGACACAAGGAGCUUUACGAGGACUUCAUGACGGAGAAUCCCCCGCCCCGCAGCUUGUCGGUUGAUCCAAGCGAAACCACGAAAAACAAAAUGGCGGAUGACUUUGGCACCCCGAUUCCUUCACGCUCUGUGAGCGGAGGUACAAGCGACGUCAAGACCAACCCGGCAGCCACGUACGUCAGGGCAAUCGAGCAGCAGAGACGGUGUAUGGAGGGGGAAGAGGAGGCGGCUGCUCCCGCGGAUUACAUACGGGAAGAACGUAUAUCGAUAUACGUCAACGAAGAACUCGGCUCUUGUGAAGAAGAGAGCGUCGCCGACAUUUAUGCAACCAAUGGCUACCGACCAGCAGAAGAUCCGUCUUCUACCACCGAAGGGCCAAGUAGAGUGAUUAUUCUUGACCCUGACAUAGAGACGUGCCCAGAGACGACGUAUUUCCAUGGUAACGUAGAUCCCGACCUCGAGGAAACCCACUACGGAGACGUUAGAGAAACCUACGACAGGUUUAGCGACACGUCUCACCGUGCGCUGUACUACGCGGAGGAGCCGCGCGCGCGCCUCGCCUGCGAGGAGUGCUUUUCCAGCGCGUCGGAUCUCGAGAGACACCAGGCGGCCCACAAAGGCAAGAAGCUGCGGUGCUCGCGCUGCGAGAAGUCCUUCUGCCACCGGUCCGAGCUCCUCCGGCACGAGCAGGUCCACACGGGCCAGAAGCCGUUCUCGUGCUCGGAGUGCGGAAGGAACUACACGAGCAAAUCGAACCUCCUCACGCACAUGACGCUCCACACGGGAGAGAAGCCGUACUCGUGCGCCGACUGCGAGAGACGCUUCACCAACCGCUCGCAUCUGGCCAGGCAUCGGCUGAUUCACACGGGGCAGAGGCCGUUUUCCUGCUCGGAGUGCGGGAAGUGCUUCUCCAGCAGAGGACAUCUCGUGAGGCACCAGCGCAGCCACACCGGCGAGAAGCCGUACCCUUGUUCCGUUUGCGGGAAGUGCUUCGUCGAUUACUCGGCUCUGGUCCGGCAUCAGCGGAUUCACACCGGAGACCGGCCCUUUCCGUGUUCCGUGUGCGGGAAGCGCUUCACCAGUAGCUCGCACCUGUCCGUCCACCUGCGCAUUCACACGGGAGAGAAGCCCUUCUCGUGCUCGGCGUGCGCAAAGUGCUUCUCGGAUUACUCCAGCCUGGUUAGGCAUCAGCGGACUCACACGGGAGUCUCGCCCUUCUCGUGUUCGGAAUGCGGCAAAUCCUUUAGCAGCAAAUCCAAUCUUGUUACGCACCAAAGAGUUCACGCGGGAGAAAGGGGGAGGCCCUUCUCGUGCCCUGAAUGCGGGACGCGUUUCGCCAACAAAUCCAGUCUCGUGAAACAUCAGAAGAUUCACAUGGACAACACGAUGGGUUUCCUGCACUAAUAUUGGGCAAAAACUGG